UCCACUUUGUCUUAUUACCAAUAAAGAAAAGACAUAUUUCUUUAGUGUCUGUUUGUUUGUUUUAAGUGUUUGUACAUUAAACAUGUGACAGUUUAAAGUGCCACAUCGAUUCCUUUGAUGUGGCACUUUGAGUUCUAGAAGGUUCUGCUGUGUUCUCCUCCUAUGAUCUAGUUAAAUUGUAACAAUCUGCAGGAGAUUCAGUUGCUUCCAGGAUCAUGAAUCGAGCAGCAGCGUUAUCUGAUGACAAACUGUACCACAAUCUGAGACACAAUCUCAACGCAGAAGAACAUUGUCAAAAGCCUCAAGAACGAACUCCUGAGCGCUGAAGCCGAGAUCAAGGCUCUUAAAGAAGAGCUCAGGAAAAAGGAAGGGCGCAUACAGAGGGAGACAGUGAAAAGCCAAGAUCGAACCAACGCUUACCUCGACUGCCUGAGCGCCCUUACUGUGAAGGAGAAGGAGCUGAAGAGCUGUGAGGCCCAGUGUGAUGCACUGAAGGCAGGUCCCCGUCUGGAGAUGAGUCGGGUGGAAGAGAUCUGCAGAAAGAAGCUGGAGGUUCUCCAGGAGGAAAAUGCUGCUUUGAAGGAGAUGGCGAAUGGGCUGACCAGUGAAAAAACCAAGCUUGAAGAUGAGGUCCAACAGAAGGACAAACUCAUACAGAGGGUGUGGAAGAAAAAGCUAGAUAAAUCCAAGGCUUACUUCGACUGCCUGCAUGCCCUCACUGUGAUGGAGAAUGAGCUGAACAUCUGUAAGGCCCAGUGUGGUGCAGUGCAGGCAUUUCACCAACUGGAGCUGAGUCAUGUGAAAGAGACCUGCAGAAAGAAGCUGGAGGUUCUCCACGAGGAGCUGAGUCAUGUGAAAGAGAACUGCAGAAAGAAGCUGGAGGUUCUCCACGAGGAAAACGCUGCUCUAAAGGAGACGGUGAACAGGCUUACUACUGUAAAAGCCAAGUCUGAAGAUGAGGUCCAACAGAAGGACAAACUCAUACAGAGGGAGACAGAGAAAAGGCGAGCUCGAACCAACGCCUACAACGACUGCCUGAGCGCCCUCACUGUGAAGGAGAAGGAGCUGAAGAGCUGUGAGGCCCAGUGUGAUGCACUGCAGGCAUGUCACCAACUGGAGAUGAGUCAGGUGGAAGAUACCUGCAGAAAGAAGCUGGAGGUUCUCCAGGAGGAGCUGAGUCAUGUGAAAGAGACCUGCAGAAAGAAGCUGGAGGUUCUCCAGGAGGAAAACGCUGCUUUGAAGGAGAUGGCGAAUGGGCUGACCAGUGAAAAAACCAAGCUUGAAGAUGAGGUCCAACAGAAGAACAAACUCAUACAGAGGGUGUGGAAGAAAAAGCUAGAUAAAUCCAAGGCUUACUUCGACUGCCUGCAUGCCCUCACUUUGAUGGAGAAUGAGCUGAACAUCUGUAAGGCCCAGUGUGGUGCAGUGCAGGCAUUUCACCAACUGGAGCUGAGUCAUGUGAAAGAGACCUGCAGAAAGAAGCUGGAGGUUCUCCACGAGGAGCUGAGUCAUGUGAAAGAGACCUGCAGAAAGAAGCUGGAGGUUCUCCACGAGGAGCUGAGUCAUGUGAAAGAGACCUGCAGAAAGAAGCUGGAGGUUCUCCGCGAGGAGCUGAGUCAUGUGAAAGAGGCCUGCAGAAAGAAGCUGGAGGUUCUCCACGAGGAGCUGAGUCAUGUGAAAGAGACCUGCAGAAAGAAGCUGGAGGUUCUCCACGAGGAAAACGCUGCUCUGAAGGAGACGGUGAACAGGCUCACUACUGAAAAUGCCAAGUCUGAAUAUGAGGUCCAACAGGAGGACAAACUCCUACAGAGGGAGACAGAGAAAAGGCGAGCUCGACCCAACGCCUUCAUCGACUGCCUGAGUGCCCUCACUGGGAAGGAGAAGGAGCUGAAGAGCUGUGAGGCCCAGUGUGAUGCACUGAAGGCAGGUCACCACCUGGAGAUGAGUCAGGUGGAAGAGAGCCUGAGCUCACGCAGAAAGACAGUGAGCCACCGUCGGAGAUGGAAACUGUGAAGGAGGAUGAUGACCCAGAGGUGAAUGCGAUUAAAUCUCAGGAGCAGAAGAUGGUCACAAUCAAAUUUUGGGGGCUUUGGGGAACAUUCAGUUCACAAUUAAAUCUUUAUUUAAUAAUGGGAGGACUGGAAUGAAGGACCUAAGAAAGGAAAAAAGAUAUCGACGAUUAUAAGUUAAAGCCAAUAACUUUUAUUUUUUCCCUAAUGUUUAUGAAACCUAAAAUAACUGAAUUACUGAGACCACAGAGAAACACACUUUAACAUAAGCGUCGCCCCGGCCCGAGUACAGACGAACACUAACUUCUACUGGGGACAUGCACAUGCUGCAGUGUUCGUAGUGUUUGUUCUCUAUUUUGAGUUAGAGUUUGGGUGAAUUACUACAAUAAAGCUCAACUGUGCCCUUUAUUGUAUACUCAGCUGUCAUGAUGAGCGAAUGCACUGGGUUGAUACGAGUCCCAAAACAAGUAUUUAUCAGGAUUAUGGUGCAAUCACACCAAAGCUGUUAUGAGCUACUGUGAAACUCCCAACAUAAGGAAAUUCAGCUGAGUAGAAAGCAUCACAUGCUACUAUUUUGUUAGAAAAAAACAACAACCUGGAACAUCAAAUAAUAAAAUAAACUAAUGUCAUCUGAGGCAUGAUCUCUAUUCAUUAGCUUCUUCCAAUGGAAAGGCUGCUAUUCAUUAGCCCACAGUCAAGACUUGAGGCUGGAAGGCAGAAGCAUUGUUGAAUUUCCUGUUCACUCCAAUGCACAUUUUAAAUACACCAUCUAUUCAGUCUUCAGAUGGAAUUACACGCCUGCAAAGACAUGUGUAAAGGUCUCUGCUUAUCUGUCCAGAAAAAGUUAGCAUAGAUACCCGAGGAGAAGACAUGCACGUCUUUCUAAAUCACAAUGUGUCAAUGCCACCAUUUUUUAAACGUAAUUCAACCAGAAAUUCAGAAUCAGUGUUGCACGUUCCAGAGGUUGUUGAUCCUCUAUGUGACCGGUGCAGGCAAACACCAGCCACUCCUCAGAUGUUUUGUCCAAAACUAAAUUGUACUGCAUUCACUACUACGACUAGCUCCAUGAGAUGUACCAUCUGAAGGCAGAAAACCUUUAAGCUGUAAAGACAUUAUGCAUCAUUUGACAUUAAAGAACAAGAAGCUGUGCUCGGAAAUCAUUUCCUGGCAAACAUUUUUAACCUAUAAAGUAAAAAUGAAUGCCACUGAUGAUGAUUAAGGAAUCACGAUAUUAUAUAUUACAUAAGCUGCUUUCAGACAUGCACUUAACUCGUAUACCUGGAAUCUCGAGGGCUGUAUUUGAGAAUGCAAAAAUUUCCCAGUAAGUUUCUCUGGAUAUUUUUUGGAACUUUUCCUGGCACCCCACUGGUCAAAUCUCUGGAAAAAUGUCCAAGUGAGUCCAGCUGAGGAUUGGAGCAGAAAAAUAUCCAGAAAAUUCACAGUGAGCGUGGGGAUGAGUUGAUGAUGUCUGUAACAUGGGACGGACAUAAAACUGAAAAAAACAUUUUAGACAUGGGUGUCGGGAUGCUGACGAAGUUAUCAACUACGAUAUUCGUGAGCUUUUGGUGAUAAAGGGUGCUGCUACGUUUUUCAUAUUUAAAGGGCAGAACCAAUUUUCAUUUUCUGUCGUUUAUCUUUCUUUUCUGGAGUUCAUGUCUGAAAACGGUGAUGCAAACAUGGGAGAGCAUUUUGUGUUUACGCAAUUGCAUUGACAGUUUAUGUCUUUGAGAAAGUGGAAAACGCUGAAGUUCUUCAAGUUCUUGACAAACGUGUAUGAUUAUGUGAAAUGGUGUCACAAUUUAGCCAGGGCUCUUAUGCUUUUCAAAAAAUUUGACAUUUAAAGUUUUAUCAUAAAAAAAAAAGCUUCUACUCAGUGUAGCAGGUUUCCUUUUUUCCCUCUUGUCUAUUUGUUUCUUGGACAAGUGAUCACAGCUCUUUCCCUCCCAUUCACUCCUCUCGUGUUCUGCACCUCUGAUUGUACUUGACUGACUCUGCAGAUUGCGCGCACUCUGCAGACACAUAAUUAGCCGAGGAAGAAGUUUUCCAACUGACCCUCGGGCUGUUGGCCAGCCGAGCUCCACUCUGCUCCUCCUGUGCCACUUGAUCCACAGCCCCAGCUCCUCACCCCCACAGCUGCCAGCGUCACUCACCCUCCCCCUGUCUCACCCUCCCACUCUCUCUCUGAGUCAUACAGUCGUUCAUGCCAGCACACAGUCACGUGGUCCUCAAAGACGAGGAAGACCUGCUAAUAUCAUUACUUUUAUAUACCUUUAUACCUUAGUCGGGUUUCAACUCUCGGCUUUGUGUUUAACUCCAGAUCAGAUAUGUUUGGUGAUGUAGAGUUAAAUUCAGUGUCACAAUAUUGGGGUCCCUUUUUUAAAAGGGGAAAAUUAUAUUUUGAUUUGAGAAGUUUUGAGAAUAAAGUCAUAAUAUUACGAGAAAGUGAUAAUUUUAGGUAAUUUAUUGAGCAGCCUGUCGCCAGUGUUAAAAUGAAGAAUAUAGAACAUCUUGUUAACUUAGACCCACUCUGACUUGGAGGAAGUUGCCUCUUUAGUGGAGGAGGAAAUGUUUGUUUGUGGUCGACUGAAGGUUAUUGUUGGUAAAAUCAGCGUGAUAUUAAAAUGUGUCUAAUAGUUUAUCAAAAAACGAUGAGAUUGAUCAUUAAGAUUUUGGAUCCAGAAGGAGUGGAACUAUUUUUAUUCACCUUAAAUUACGACUUUUCUUUUUCCUAACAAUAUAAAUAUAUUCUUGAAAUCUCCAUUUUUUUUUAGUUUUUACUUCAUAAUGGCUCCAAUAAUCUAUCAUAUCAAAUGUAUUGAUUUUCAUGAAUACUUUUUGAAUCAACAAAUGGGCUUGUCCAAAAACCAAGAUUUUCAAUUUAUUGUCCAAAAACCAAGAUUUUCAGUUAGUCUGAAAAAACAAGGAAAGCAGAAUCACAAACCCAUUUAAAAAGCUGCAAUAUGAGACGUUUGAGCUGCACAUUAAUCUGAACUCCUCCUGUUAACUUCUCAAAACAUAUUAUCCGUAUUUAUUAUUAUGACUUUGCUGCACUGGCCCAAUUUCACCACAAUGCUCAUUAAAGUUUGAUCUUAUUUUAACUUUGAGCUGGUGUGAUGAGCGCUGUUAAAUAUUCGCUCGACGUGUGAGUGUUGUUGUUCGGGUUUUCCUUCAGGGGAAAUUAGGUCACCUAUGUUUUGAAGAAGCCUCCGGAGGGAUGAGGAUUUAAAAAAAUAUGAUAUCUGACACGUCUGUGAACUGCCACUCUUUUUAUGAACCCUUAACAUCCAGCCUGAAUUGGGGGUUGAAUCUUUAGUCUUUAUGGCGAGGAAGGUCUUGUUUUUGAAUGUGCAAUGAUCUCUCUCUUAAGGGGCCAUUAGCAUUCUUCUGAAUGACACUCAAAUGAGUAUGCGUGUCUUGAUAGUGUGCUAAUCUGCUUGUUCCUCUAGCCCAGUCUGUGUGUACAGUCAGGAUGCAGUGUAAAGUGUUUUAAUACCUCUGCCAAUGAAAAGAUGGAGAAGGAGACAUGGGGGCGUAGAAAAGGACACGAGUCUGUCAUCAAGUUGGAUUCUCGAGUCCUGUGUGCAGAGCCAUGUUGCUAUGAAACAAGAGCUGCACUGUUAUUAAACUGUCCUCUGCUGUUUCUCGAUUGUUGGUAAUUUGCAUGUGCUGUUUUGAGAUCUCAUACGUUGGAAGUGAAAUGAGUUUGGUUUAUAUGCACAUCCAGCUUUUCUUAUGGGAUUAGACGUGUCUGUAUUUGCAGCAAACAAACCCGAAUCAGCCACAAAAUAAUCAGCAGCGUCUGGUGAGAGUGAGGCUGAGAUGGUGUUUUAAAAAUCGGUUGCUUUCUGCCGUCACUGUCUCAUGCUCUAGUUACAAUUUUAGACUGCAGCAAAUGUUUUCUGACAGCUGAUUUACUGCAUAGCUGCAACAGGUGAAUGUGUACUGUAGCAGACAGGGAGACUGUAACUUGACUACUAAGAGGUUAGGCGGUCAGCAGUCGCCACCGCACAGCCUGUGUGUCAGUGUUUUAUUUAUUUCUUCUUUUUUUUCCCCCAUCAAAUCUUCCUUUUGCAAUCGUACAUCAAAACACUAAGUGCAGGAUAUUCAAAUGUUUUCCAUACUCCAUGUCCUCCUUCCACCUCUCACAUGAACGGCUUGAACAUAGUAACUUUUAAUAGUAAACUUUAUUAGCAUUGCUGAGUGAGUUUUGCCUGUUUUUGCAUAUGCGAUCAAGAUCCACAAAUCCCAGCACGGAAAUUGGUGAACAUGUUAAAUGCCUCACAAUCUCUCACAGUGUUAAAGAAUUAAAUAUGUAAUGGGUUCUUUCUUGGCUCGUGCCACGUCCUAAAAAUCCUGGCACGAGCCUACACAAGUGUGUUGAUUACCAGCAUGACUUGAAAUUAAUGAUCAUAACGAAUUUG
Molecule: messenger RNA, 6430 nt
Organism: Hippoglossus stenolepis (Pacific halibut)
Lineage: Eukaryota; Metazoa; Chordata; Actinopteri; Pleuronectiformes; Pleuronectidae
Product: kinectin-like
Exons: 2
Coding region: 514-2013 (499 amino acids)
Source: RefSeq, a predicted model, not a curated record